Cylicostephanus goldi is the source of this 630-nucleotide messenger RNA. NCBI's taxonomy places the organism in Eukaryota, Metazoa, Nematoda, Chromadorea, Rhabditida, Strongylidae. The record is from the annotation of a GenBank genome assembly.
UUGAACGACUCGUUCUUUCAGACUGGAAGUGUAUUUUUGUUAACGGGCAAACUGGAAACCUUUACUGCCCAUUUCAGGCUAGACUAUGGUGGUCCUUCCCGAGAAUUAUUCUACUUGUUAUCACGAGAACUAUUCAACCCUUAUUAUGGUCUCUUCGAAUACUCUGCUCCAAAUCAGUACACUGUACAAAUCAGUCCUCAUUCACAUCUUGUACAACAGGAAAUGCAAUGGAUGGAGCUGGCUGGACGAGUGCUUGGAUUAGCGUUAUUGCAUCGAUGUCUUAUUGAUACGUUCUUCACUAGAACAUUCUACAAGAUGUUACUGGAACAGCCAGUCACUUUGCAUGACCUACAAGAUGUGGAUUCAGAGUUCUAUCGUAGCAUGUUGUGGAUUCGGGAAAAUCCAGUGGAUCCAUCAUUAGGCAUGACAUUCGUAGUUACUGAGGAGGAAAAUGGACAAGUGGUGGAAAAAGAAUUGCUGCCGAAUGGCGGUACCCUUGAAGUUGCUGAUAGCAAUAAGGAGGAAUUCAUCUCUUUGAUGGUCAAAUGGCGAAUUGAGAGGGGAAUUCAGAGGCAGUCACAAGCACUUUUGAGAGGCUUGCAUCAGGUUAGUUACCCAAUCCAGGUUACA